AUGUGGGCUCAUAUUAAAAAUCUUAAAUAUUAUAUUGGAAUAAUUAUUGAAGUCAUUCAUACUAUUAUACAAGCUAUUAGUCAUUAUAUUUUUUCAACAACAGAAAAAAAUAUUCGAAAUGAAAUUGUACUUAUAACAGGAUCUGGAAAUGGUCUAGGUCAACAAAUGGCACUUUUAUUUGCUAAACGAGGUGCUAUUGUUGUUUUAUGUGAUAUUGAUGAAAAUGGAAAUGCACAAACAGCUGAAUUAAUAGCAAAAGAAUUAGCAUUAACACCUAAUAAUGAAAAUCGUGUAUUUACAUAUAAAUGUGAUAUUGGAAAUCGAGAUGAAGUACAUCAACUUUUAGAAAAUAUUGAGAGAGAUGUUGGUGAUAUAACAAUGUUAAUUAAUAAUGCGGCUGUUUUAUCAUCCAAAUCUAUUUUGGAGAUGACUGAAGAAGAAUAUUCACGAUGCUUAAAUGUUAAUCUAUUUGCAGCAUAUUGGUUAAUUCGUCAAAUUCUUCCAUCAAUGAUGACACAUAAUCACGGACAUAUAGUAACAAUACUUGGUACAACAGCUGUAUUUGGUCUGGGAAAUUUUUCAGAUAUAUGUACAGCUAAAUUUGGUCUUGUUGGUCUUAUGGAAAGUGUUGAUCAUGAAUUAACAUUAGGAGGAUAUGAUGGUAUAUAUACUACUUCGGCAGUAACUCAUUAUCUUUCGACAAAUUUAUAUCAACUAGCUAAAACACGUUUUAAUCCAUUGGUUCCACCACUUACACUUGAUUAUGCAGCAAAGAAAAUUAUGCAUGCAAUAUUGAUAAAUCGAAAAUGGGUUUGUGUACCACGUUUCUAUUAUUUAAUACCAUUAAUAAAAGGUAUAUUACCAUCUCGUGCAUUUCUUAUUCUUCUUAAUGCAUUUAUUAAUCCAAAAAUACCGAUUUAUAUUCGAAAAGAAUCAAUUGAUAAAUUAAACAGAGUUGAUUCUUUAUCUCCAACAUUUCAUGGUAAUCAAUCAAAUGGUCUUUAUCAUCAUGCUCAUCGAAAACGUAGUUAUCUUAGUACAUGUGAUUAA
This is a messenger RNA of Rotaria sordida, 1050 nucleotides long. The record is from the annotation of a GenBank genome assembly. Lineage: Eukaryota; Metazoa; Rotifera; Eurotatoria; Philodinida; Philodinidae.